Messenger RNA from Zingiber officinale, 1809 nucleotides. RefSeq lists its product as uncharacterized. The coding region runs from base 1 to 1809 and encodes 602 amino acids. NCBI's taxonomy places the organism in Eukaryota, Viridiplantae, Streptophyta, Magnoliopsida, Zingiberales, Zingiberaceae. The record is from RefSeq and is a predicted model, not a curated record. The transcript is spliced from 3 exons.
AUGGCUGCUUCUGCAAAACUAAUAGAAAACACCUUAGUUAGUGAAAACCAAGAAGUGCGGGUAUUGGAUCUUACUGAAAGGAGCGCCCAAAGGCGUCUUGAUGGGGUUGAGGCCAAAAGAAAACUUCUGUCGUUCGAUCCAGAAAUUGAUAGAACUUUCUUGAGGAGAAGAAACUUGCAAAAACUCCAAGAAGAACAAGAAACUUCAGAAAUGGCUGACAAGCUUUUGAAUGACUACGCAGCACCUUAUGCACGAGGGCUUCGGUCGAGCAUCACCCGCCCACCAAUUAAAGCAAACAAUUUUGAAAUCAAGCCUGCAGUGAUCCACAUGGUUCAGCAAAAUCAAUUUAGAGGAGGACCGCAUGAUGAUCCUAAUCAUCACUUGGAGCUUUUCUAUGAGAUUUGUAGUAUUAUGAAAGUGAACGAGGUCCCUCCAGAAACAGUAAGGUUACUUCUUUUUAGAUUUUUCCUGAAAGAUAGAGCUAAGCAGUGGCUUAAUUCUUUACCAGCAAACAACAUUACAUCUUGGGGGCAAUGUGAGCAAAAAAUUUUGGACAAAUUUUACCCGCCAAGUAAAACUGCACACAUGAAGAAUUUAAUUGCAAGCUUCAAACAGGCAGACUCAGAAUCGUUAUUCGAAGCAUGGGACAAAUUCAAGAGUAUGCUAAGACAGUGCCCCCAUCAUGGCCUCGAGAAGUGGUUAGUGCUACACACAUUCUACAAUGGAAUCAAUUAUCACACGAAGCUGUCCCUUGAUUCUGCAGCAAGAGGGGUGUUGAUGAACAAGAGUCUUGAUGAAGCUGAAGACAUAAUAGAGAAUGUGGCCCAGAACCAUCAUCAAUGGGCAACCGAAAGAUCUGGAGGUUCUUUUUUUGAGAAUCCAAUAAAAGCAUCAGGAAAAUUUGACGUAGAUGCAGUCAUGCUCAUGCCCGCAAGGCUGGAUGCUCUGACCAAGAAGCUUGAGACCAUGGGGAAUAACACAACCAAUGCAAUAGUGUUCGAUUAUAACCAAAGGCAAAACAAUCCCUACUCCAACACAUACAACCCUGGGUGGAGGAACCACCCAAAUUUUUCUUGCUGGGGAAAUCAAGAUCAAGAACCAGCAAAGCCAAGCUACCAACCUAGGCAACAAAACCACCAAUCUGGACUACUGACUUAUCAACAACAACAACCUUCACAACUGUCCAGAAUUGAAAAGAUGAUUGAAGAAGCUCUCUUGGAUCAAAAAGUGAUGAAGAAUAAAAUCAAGCAAUUGAAUCAAAGAAUGGAGAAUUCUGAAAAGCAUCAAAAGAUGCAAGAUAGUCAAAUCGCUCAAAUAGCCCAGUCCUUUUCAAGAGCACCGGGAGCAUUUCCGAGAAAGCCCGACAUAAACUCAGUGGAACAUUGUAACCGCAUUAAGCUGAGGAGCAGAUGGACUUUAGGAGAUCCCCAAAUGGGUGCUCAGAAAGGAAUUGAUUCAGAAGAAGAGUUCUCUCCUCUCAUGCCUAAUUUAGUCCAGAACAAGGAUAGGGAAGAGAUUACCAAGAAGGUUGAAGGGACUCUUCCACUUUCUCCACAAAGUCAGACGAUUCCUUUCCCUCAAAAGCUAAUAACAUCCCAAAAAGAUAAAGAGUUCCACCGAUUCCUUAAGAAGAUUAAAGAAAUCAACAUUGAAGUACAUCUAAUAGACGCACUGCACCAAAUGCCGAAGUUCGCCAAAUUUUUAAAAGGUAUUCUUUCUAACAGAAGACAGAAGGGCGACUUCGAGACUGUAGCAUUGAUGGAGAAGUGCAGUGCUCUUCUCACGGCAGAAACUCCCCCGAAGCUCUAG